Adineta ricciae is the source of this 1704-nucleotide messenger RNA. Lineage: Eukaryota; Metazoa; Rotifera; Eurotatoria; Adinetida; Adinetidae. The record is from the annotation of a GenBank genome assembly.
AUGAGUGUCAAACGACAGUUAAGCUCGAAUGAAAAUCUCAAUAAAAUACCAAGAACAACGAACUUAAUUACUUGUUUCGAGCACUUUUCCAAUGAAAUUUAUUACGAAAUAUUCGACUAUCUCGACGGAUGUUCUACACACAAGGCAUUUUCCAAUCUCAAUAGUCGAUUUCAACAGCUUCUUACAUCAUCUAAAUACAAUCUGAAAAUAUCCAUGCAGGAUGAUUCCACGACCAAUGUGGAAUAUAUAUGCACGAAUGUUAUCCUUCCAAAUAAACAUCGAAUCAUCUCGAUUCAUCUGUGGAAUACAUACUCCAUACAACAUUUUUUCCAACAUUGUUCUAUUGAUUUAUCAUUCUUCCGUCUACGGUCAAUUAUUCUUUACGGUAUCAGUUCGUUACAACUUCAAGUGCGUUUGGCAAGUUUGACAUUUUUACCCAGUCUUCAUGAGUUCACUUGUUAUAUAAACGACAAUCAAUCUCAGAUUAAUGACAUCUACCACCGGUUUUUUCAAAUGCCCUCGUUGAAGUAUCUGUCACUGUCGAUACCAACAGACGAUGAAGUUAACGUUUUAAAGCCUUGCGAUACUGUUGAACAUCCAAGUCAUAUAGAAACAAUGAUUAUCAGUCACAAAUGUACGAUACCUAUACUGACGUCGAUACUUCGCUGUACACCGUAUAUAAAAUAUCUAACCUGUCAGAUGUUAAUCGAGUCAGACAACGAAUUGACAACUGAUGUUUGUUUAUCCUUACCAAAUCUGACUCAUAUUACUAUGGAUUAUUGUGCGAUGCGAUUCUUCAAAUUUGAAGCUUUUAUCAAGCAAAUCUCUUCUUCCGUGAAAGUGUUAAAACUUCAGCAUUUCGAGAGUCAACAUUACAUCGAUCCAAAUCGUUGGAAGCAAUUAGUUUCACAAAAUAUGCCUUACUUACGUAAGUUUCUCGUAUGUUGCACAGUAGUGACUAACGCUGACUUUCGAAAUAAUCAUCGUAAUGCUUUUAUUCAUCAACUGACUUCGAAAUUGUGGAUCGCGCAAACGUGGACUAUUGAACUACGCAUAGCCAAUAGUGAAAUGUCCUACCUGAUACAAAAACCACCACUGAAAUCUGUUGAUCAGAAGAUGAAUUCUGCUAAUGGAAUGAAAUUGUCGAUAACAAACCAUCGGGGUAUUGAACGAAUUACGUAUUUCAGAUUACAUUUCGCUCCCAUCGUACGCGCAGUUCGGUUCAGUGAUCUACACAUAUCUUUCUCUAAAAUAUCAUCCUACGGUUUUACUACUAUCCUAGAAUCAUUACCGAAUCUUCAAUCAUUGGAGGUAUCUACCCUACCCGUUCAGCAAUGGUCUACUCUAAAUGAGGAAGAUUCCGAAACACUUCAACAUAUCAUCAAUACCAAUAGUAUUAAGACAGUGCGACAAUGGAUGAAUUUAGACCUACUACACUUUCUCAUCAAGCUCUGUCCUCGAAUGGAACACUUCGAAGUCAAUUGGGUCGAGGCAAGCGCAGUAGAGAACUUGGUACGAGUAGUUCUUAUGAAACAUGCCACUCAUAUUCGUGAACUUCAUUACUUUGAGUGUUGUGUCUUGAACGAAACAGACGCGCUUGUCGGCCAAGUAAAAAAGUUAAUCGAUACAGAAAAGCUACUUUCCGAUUACAAGAUUUCGCAAAACGGAAACAAGCUUUCGCUUCGUUGGAAACCCUCGUUGUGA